CAGUUUACGAUCAAGAGAAUUUCCAAGGGAAGCGCACGGAGUUCACCUCAGCCUGUCAGAAUAUCACAGAAUGUGGCAUGGACAAUGUUCGCUCUCUGAAAGUGGAGUGUGGAGCCUGGGUGGGCUAUGAACACUCCAGCUUCUGUGGGCAGCAAUUCAUUUUGGAAAGAGGAGACUACCCUCGCUGGGAGUCUUGGAGUGGCAGCAAUGCCUAUCACAUUGAGAGGCUAAUGUCCUUCAGACCAAUCUGCUCUGCCAACCACAAGGAGUCAAAGAUAACUGUUUUUGAGCGGGAGAACUUUAUUGGACACCAGUGGGAGAUGAGUGAUGACUACCCCUCUCUUCAGGCCAUGGGCUGGCCCUCCAAUGAGAUUGGAUCAAUGCAGGUUCAAAGUGGGGCAUGGGUUUGUUACCAGUACCCCGGCUACCGUGGUUACCAGUACAUCAUGGAGUGUGACCACCAUGGGGGCGAGUACAAACACUACAGGGAAUGGGGCUCCCACGCUCAGACCUUCCAAGUUCAGUCUCUCCGCCGAGUUCAGCAGUGAGGGCGACCCGCCCACCUCCCUUGCUCCCUCCGGCACAUCCUCCUCCACCUCUUCCUCACCCCCACCCCUUCGUUCUGAUCCCGUCAUGCCCAGCUAGACCUGACCGAGCGCAGGCUGAACGUCUGGUGAAUUCGGCUGACAUUUACAGCGCUUCCUUUAUCGACUGAAAAGUAUGUCAGGAAGAAAUCAAGCAGACUGAUUCUGUGGUUGCACGGCGCAGUGAUGUGAC
Molecule: messenger RNA, 777 nt
Organism: Triplophysa dalaica
Lineage: Eukaryota; Metazoa; Chordata; Actinopteri; Cypriniformes; Nemacheilidae
Gene: cryba1a
Product: crystallin, beta A1a
Exons: 4
Coding region: 78-548 (156 amino acids)
Biological process (GO): lens development in camera-type eye; visual perception
Molecular function (GO): structural constituent of eye lens
Source: RefSeq, a predicted model, not a curated record